AUGGCUUCUCCAUCUGAAUCGUCCCCAAUCAGAUCGUCUUCUCCGCAUCAAAACCCUAAUUUCUCUUCUAAUCCUCAUUCUCUGAAUUCAUAUACUUCUCUUACGAUUCACAACAUUGGAAGUAUGAUGCCGAUUAAAUUGAAAAUCUCUAACUAUCUUCCAUGGCGAGCGUUGUUUGCUCCCAUUUUUCGGCGAUACAAGCUUUUUGGCAUGAUUGAUGGAACUGAGAUCUAUCUACCGUCUGAUCGCUCGCUGAAUCCUGCUUUUGAGGAAUGGCUAACAUUCAUCAAUUGCGAUCACGCCUCAAUUCAGAAAGGCUCCAAUUCUAUCUCUGUCUAUCUCCAACAAAUCAAGGAAAUUGCAGAUUCAUUACAUGCUGCGGGUGCUUCUGUCUCUAAUUGUGAUCUUAUUCUUGCCACUUUACAUGUUAUACCUGAUAAGUUUGAGUCCUUCAUUGAUUCUAUCAUGCUUCGCUUGUAUUCUAUGUCUCUUGAUGAACUCCACGAUCUUUUACUUACCAAGGAACUUUCUAUGGCUCGAAGGAAGACAGUUGCCUCUGCAAUUGAACCAUUUCAGGAUUUCUCAGUACAAUCUCAGCCUCUUUUACUUCCCACUCCCUCUAUCUUUGCUGCUCAGUCUUCACCUCUUCAAUCUGCCUCUCGAUACAACUCCAAUCGUGGUAAGCCUACUCAGGGUCAAUUUGUUUCUAAUCAGGGCAAUCGCAAUCAUCGUGGUAAUUUCACUCCUCAUCGUGGUAAUUGGAUCUAUUAA
Pyrus x bretschneideri (Chinese white pear) is the source of this 771-nucleotide messenger RNA. RefSeq lists its product as uncharacterized. NCBI's taxonomy places the organism in Eukaryota, Viridiplantae, Streptophyta, Magnoliopsida, Rosales, Rosaceae. The transcript is spliced from 2 exons. The coding region runs from base 1 to 771 and encodes 256 amino acids. The record is from RefSeq and is a predicted model, not a curated record.